Molecule: messenger RNA, 940 nt
Organism: Dermacentor andersoni
Lineage: Eukaryota; Metazoa; Arthropoda; Arachnida; Ixodida; Ixodidae
Product: juvenile hormone acid O-methyltransferase-like
Molecular function (GO): S-adenosylmethionine-dependent methyltransferase activity
Source: RefSeq, a predicted model, not a curated record
AUGUCACGUCCUGUUGUCAAGGCCCAAGGCGGAACCAGCGACGUCAUCACCUUCCGGCCGCAACAAUUUGAAGGAGACAAGCGGUUCCCUAGAGAACACACCAGGUGGAUGCUUGACUUUUGCCAGAAGGUGUUCCGGCGCAAACCAGACGAGACGCAGCAGUUCCUGGACGUUGGCUGCGGGAUCGGAGACCUGACGCGAGAGGAGCUGCUUCCUCGAUGCCUGCCGUGCCGUCGCAUCGUCGCCGUCGACGUGUCGGCCGUAAUGGUGGAGCACGCCUCUCUACACUCGCAUCACGAGAAGAUUGAGUUCAGGAAGUUGGACAUCGCGAACGACAAAGAGGUGACAGAUUUCAUCGACGAGCACGGCCUCUUCGACAGGGUGUACUCGUUCCACACUAUCAUUUGGGUGCGGGACCAGGCUAAGGCGCUGAAGAACGUGGCCAGGCUUCUGAAGCCUCGAGGCGAGUGUCUUCUGAUUUUCCACGCAUCUCUGCUGUCUUUGGACAUCAACCGAGACCUUCUUAAAAUGGAUCGUUGGAGCAAGUAUUCUCACGUGGUCGAGCAGAUAGCACCGAAGACACAAGACAUGAGCUACGACGAGCGCAUUGAAUACAUGUCCAGGAUCCUGGCAGAAGCAGGACUCUCACCGAGCAUAUUGGAGCUUCCAGUCUGCACGGUUUUUGACAAUUUCGGCAUCGAAAGCGUGAUCGAGAAGUAUGCCUCGUUGAUCCCGUUGACAGCAGUUGUCUCGGAAGACGAGAAGCAACAGUUCUUUACAGACCUAGCGCAGCAGACGGUGAAAAUGCGCUCUCCAGACGUCGACCGCACUCAUUACAGGAUUUACGUCAUCAAGGCGUCGAAAGUGAACAAAUAGUGCUGCGACCUGAGCAGUCGUACACAGUGCGACCAAUUCAAAAUAAAGGUGGAAGUCAGUUCGA